AUGGCCGGACCUAAACGAACUAAUUCAGGUGCACGCGAUGCGUUUACUCUUAUAGAUAUAGUUCGCGUGGUAGGUGGUCUACUUUUUCUCAAUGCGUUUUUCUCGUGGUGGUUUACCUCGACUUCGACAUGGGGCUAUAAUGGAAAAUGGAUAAAUACGCAAUACUUGAAACAUAGGUUGACAAAUAACUAUGUUAAUCUCACUAUAGAUGAAUUGGCAUUGUACAAUGGAAGUGAUAUGCUGUUGCCUAUCUAUAUCGGUGUGAAUGGAUACGUGUAUGAUGUUACAGCUUCUCGUGGAAUAUAUGGUCCCAAAGGCUCGUAUUCGAAAUUGAGCGGAAAGGACGCAUCAAGAUUGUAUGUGACAGGAUGUUUUAUGAAUCCUGAAGAGUACACCUAUGAUUUGCGUGGAUUAAAAGAGGAAGAAGCAAAACAGGAACUCAGCGAAUGGCAACAAUUCUUCGAGGAACAUCCCAAGUAUUGGCUAGCAGGCUACGUUCAACGACCAGACCCUGUAGGAGAACCACCAGCUCCGUGUGAGCAUAUCAAGUUUCCAGGUCGCCGUACAAAGAAUGCUGGCAAUUAA
Scheffersomyces stipitis CBS 6054 is the source of this 585-nucleotide messenger RNA. RefSeq lists its product as uncharacterized. The record is from RefSeq and is a predicted model, not a curated record. The transcript has a single exon. NCBI's taxonomy places the organism in Eukaryota, Fungi, Ascomycota, Pichiomycetes, Serinales, Debaryomycetaceae. Gene Ontology annotation, cellular component: endomembrane system; membrane. Bases 1 to 585 code for a protein of 194 amino acids.